CAUAAAAUCAUCAUAAGGAAAAUAAAAAAAUGUCUACAAAAUUAAAGAAUAAUAUUAAUUCACAAAAACCAAUUCUAAUGUAAAUACCAAAAAGAUUUGAACUUGUCACAAACCGCAAACAGAAAUGAGCUCACAAUUCUUACCCAUCACUGCAAAACCACCACAAGCAUCACCACCAUCUUCAACAACACACCACAAAACCUCACAAAAAAUUCACAUCCCAGACCACAUAUACAGCCACCCAGCAGCACUUCUCUUAGAACACUGCACAUCCAUCAAACAACUCCACCAAAUCAUCCCACUAGUCAUUAAAAACGGCCUCUACGAUGAACAACUUUUCCAAACCAAGCUCAUCAGUCUGCUCUGUAACUAUGGCAGCUUAACAGAAGCUGCAAUUAUUUUUGACCCAAUUGAUGAUAAAUUAGAGGGUCUUUAUCAUACUAUGCUUAAAGGGUAUGCCAAAAACUCAUCCUUAGACUCUGCAUUAGUGUUUUUUAACAGAAUGAGGAGUGAUAAUGUUAUGCCUGUUGUUUAUAAUUUUACUUAUCUGUUGAAGCUUUGUGGUGAUAGUUUUGAUCUUAGAAGAGGUAAACAGAUUCAUGGGCAGUUGAUUACUAGUGGGUUUGCUUGGGAUUUGUUUGUUAUGAGUGGGGUUGUGAAUAUGUAUAGUAAAUGUAGAGUGAUUGGUGAUGCGUAUAAGAUGUUUGGUAGAAUGCCUGAGAGAGAUUUGGUUUGUUGGAAUACGAUUAUUUCUGGGUUUGCUCAAAACGGGUUGGCGAAAGUGGCAUUGGAGUUGGUUCGUGGAAUGUUUGAGGAAGGACAUAGGCCGGAUUUGGUUACGAUUGUUUCGGUUUUGCCUGCUGUGGCAGAUGUUAAAUUGUUGAGAGCUGGUGAGGCUAUUCAUGGGUAUGUUGUUAGAGGCGGGUUUGAUUCGUUUGUUAAUGUUUCGACUGCGUUGGUGGAUAUGUAUUGCAAGUGUGGUUCGGUUGGGACGGCGAGAGUGAUAUUUGAUGCGAUGGGUAGUAGGACUGUUGUUACGUGGAAUUCGAUGAUUGAUGGGUAUGUUCAAAGUGAUGAUCCUGAUGAAGCAAUGGUGCUGUUCAAGAAGAUGAUGGAUGAAGGGUUUCAACCAACUGAUGUUACUAUAAUGGAAAUUCUACAUGCAUGUGCUGAUUUGGGUGAUCUUGAGCAGGGGAAGUUUGUUCAUAAACUAGUGGAUGAUCUAAAACUCAAUUCUAAUGUUUCCGUGAUGAAUUCUUUGAUUUCAAUGUAUUCCAAGUGUAAGAGGAUUGACAUUGCUACUAAAUUGUUUGAAAACCUGCAGAAUAGAACACUUGUAUCAUGGAAUGCCAUGAUAUUGGGUUAUGCCCAAAAUGGGUGUGUUAAUAAGGCCUUAAAUUCUUUUUGUGAGAUGCAAUCUCGGAAUAUAAAGCCGGAUUCAUUCACAAUGGUGAGUGUGAUUCCUGCUCUGGCAGAGUUAUCUAUUCCACGUCAGGCAAAGUGGAUUCACGGGCUAGUUAUCCGGAGACACUUACACAAGAAUGUUUUUGUAAUGACUGCUCUUGUCGACAUGUAUGCAAAAUGCGGAGCUAUUCACACAGCAAGAAAGCUCUUUAACAUGAUGGGCGACAGGCAUACAAUUACCUGGAAUGCCAUGAUAGAUUCCUAUGGCACACAUGGGCUUGGAAAAGAAGCUCUACAACUUUUUGAGGAAAUGCAAAAAGGGAUCGUCAAGCCAAAUGAUGUCACAUUUCUAUGUGUUCUCUCUGCUUGCAGCCACUCAGGUUUUGUGGAAGAAGGGAGGCGAUAUUUUUCCAGCAUGAAGAAGGAUUAUGGACUGGAGCCGUCAAUGGAUCAUUACGGAGCCAUGGUUGAUCUCCUUGGACGAGCUGGCCGGCUCAGUGAGGCUUGGGAUUUUAUUCAGAAGAUGCCUGUAGAACCGGGGAUAACUGUGUAUGGCGCAAUGCUUGGUGCUUGCAAAAUUCACAAGAAUGUUGACUUGGGUGAGAAGGCAGCAUACAGACUCUUCGAGCUGAACCCAGAUGAGGGUGGUUAUCAUGUUUUGCUGGCUAACAUAUAUGCCACAGCUUCAAUGUGGGAAAAAGUGGCUGAAGUUAGAAAAAUGAUGCAGAAGAAAGGGCUUCAGAAAACUCCUGGCUGUAGUUUGGUAGAAUUAAGAAAUGAAGUCCACAGUUUCUAUUCUGGCAGUACAAGCCAUCCCCAAUCCAAAAAGAUCUAUAAUUUUCUUGAGACCCUUGUUGAUAGGAUUAAAGCUGCUGGUUAUGUUCCUGACACCAAUUCGAUCCACGACGUAGAAGAUGAUGUUAAGGAGAAACUGCUGAAUACCCACAGUGAGAAAUUGGCUAUUGCCUUUGGAAUUCUGAAUACAACUCCUGGUACAACCAUACAUGUCAGGAAGAAUCUACGAGUUUGUGGCGAUUGUCAUAGCGCAACAAAGUACAUUUCACUUGUAACUGGACGAGAAAUCAUAGUACGAGAUAUGCAUAGGUUUCAUCACUUCAAAAAUGGACUCUGUUCCUGUGGAGAUUAUUGGUAAAUUUGACUCCUUGGUGAAGUACUGGAUUCUUUUUCAAGUAGGUCUUGAAAGGACGGAAUGCAACAUACGUCUGUUAUUGAAUUUACCCGACUCAAAUGGACACCUACUUUAUUUUGAAAACAUCCAGUUCCAAAGUCACUGAACCGAUAAAUAAAUAAAUUGUAAAUAAACAAUUUUGAAAUUUCAAAAGCAUUUUCAAAACGCAAAUGUUGGAAAAGUGAACUCAAUAAGUUUCCAUGCAACAUGUUGAUCCAUGCAA
Messenger RNA from Mercurialis annua (annual mercury), 2816 nucleotides. RefSeq names its product pentatricopeptide repeat-containing protein At1g11290, chloroplastic. Gene Ontology annotation, biological process: RNA modification. Gene Ontology annotation, molecular function: zinc ion binding; RNA binding; protein binding. The record is from RefSeq and is a predicted model, not a curated record. The coding region runs from base 125 to 2557 and encodes 810 amino acids. Lineage: Eukaryota; Viridiplantae; Streptophyta; Magnoliopsida; Malpighiales; Euphorbiaceae. The transcript has a single exon.